UGCUCAGUCAUUAGCUAGUUGCGCACGUUCACGAAGUUGACUCUAAUUAGCAGGUAGCCCCCACCCCACCCUCAUUCAUAAAGAUGACCCGUGAUGGCCAACAAUCGUUCUUUGUGAUUCUUUUGGUGUAGCUCCGUCCACACAAUGGCCUUUUCUCUGAAAAACGACACCCGCAGGCCCGACAGCCCAGACUCUGACUCGCCGGCCUUGUCGACGUGUAGCAACGCCGACAUCUUCCGCAGGAUGAACACCAUGCUGGGCAACGCUCUGGAUCUGACCGGCGUGUGCACCACUCCCAACAACGGCAAGGGCAAGGCGGACUUUCUGGGUGAGGUAGACCGGGCUGCAGUGGGCAGCAGGAGGAUGCUGUUUGCAAACUGUGGUGGCAUGGCUGGCUCCCAUGAAAUGCAGUCAUCCCGGCUCCCACAGAGUGUGGCAGACCUGGGUCUGGGCCUCCAGACUCUCAGUUUAUCUGGCUGGGACAGACCUUGGAGCAGCCAGGAAACAGAGCCACUCUCUUCUCCCUCCCAGGGUCAAGGGAGCUCACCCUCAAUGCUGGGCAUCCUUAACAGUCCCUUUAGUGGAGUUCUUGGAAAACCACCAGCCUACCUGCCCAGAGAGUCUAUGAGUAUGACUGCUGACAUCCUGGAGAAGUUCCCUGGCAUCGCUCGCAUGACUAACCGUUUGGACUCCAGCUGCUUUUUGGAAUCUCGUUCUAGCAGCCCUGAAGACUCUGAGCUGAGUGGCUUCAGCUCUGGUUCUGAGCAUCUUUGUGACAUGUUGUCCUCUUUGCGGAUUUCACCUCCCCUGCCUUACCUUGCAUCAAACAUGCAGAAGGACCUGCUGCGACUGGGCUCUCGUCUGGACCCCCAGGACACAAGCUCCCCUCUCACCCCGCCAUCUAGCGCCAGCCCGGCCUCCUCUGCGCUUUCUCGCCGCUGGCGCACUGGGUCCCUGUGGCCUCCUGCAGACAUGUUGGACCAGGCUGAUGAAGCAUUUAGCAUUGAGAGGGAGGCCCGUCUGCAUAGACAGGCUGCAGCUGUAAAUGAAGCAACCUUCACUUGGAGUGGUCAGCUGCCCCCCAGAACCAACAAGGAUCCACUUUACUCCUGCAAGGUCUUUCUUGGUGGUGUACCCUGGGAUAUCACUGAAGCUGGACUCAUCAACACUUUCAGUGGCUACGGUCCUCUGACUGUGGAGUGGCCUGGUAAGGAUGGCAAGCACCCUCGCUGCCCUCCCAAAGGUAAUGUGGCCAAAGGCUAUGUCUACCUAGUUUUUGAGAAUGAAAAAUCUGUGCGGGCCUUGCUCCACGCCUGCUCUCAGGACCCGUUUCACCCAGAGGAUAGCAGGGAGUACUACUUCAAAUUGUCCAGUCGCCGAAUGCGUUGCAAGGAUGUACAGGUUAUUCCCUGGGUCAUUUCGGACAGCAACUAUGUGCGCUGCCCUGCUCAGCGUUUGGACCCCAGCAAGACUGUGUUUGUGGGCGCACUGCACGGGAUGCUCAACGCUGAAGCGUUGGCCAGCAUUAUGAAUGACCUGUUUGGGGGUGUCAUGUAUGCGGGCAUUGACACAGACAAACACAAAUAUCCCAUAGGCUCUGGACGCGUGACUUUUAACAAUCAGCGAAGUUACCUGAAAGCAGUCUGCGCGGCCUUUGUGGAGAUCAAAAGCCCCAAGUUUACAAAGAAGGUCCAGAUUGACCCUUACCUGGAAGACUCCAUGUGUCAAGUUUGCCUUCGCCAGUCUGGUCCUUUCUUCUGCAGAGACCAGGCGUGCUUCAAAUACUACUGUCGCUCGUGCUGGCACUGGCAACAUUCCAUGGAUGUCCUGAGCAACCACCGGCCUCUCAUGCGCAACCAAAAGAACAGGGACUCCAGCUAAGAGGCCUCCAGCAAGUGUCCCCUAUGGGAUCGGCUGCAGCGCAGAGGAGAGCACGUGUCGGACGGCCAUCGGCGUGAGGGGUGGCGACGCUCCACCAGGCACUGGGGUUAGAUCACUUGGAAUUGUUCACUUUUUGCACUUGCUCUGUUUUUGCUGUUCACAGUUGGCACUAUGCACAGUGACCUUGUUGGGAGAGACAAGGGACCUUUCACUUUUCCAGCGUUUUCUCAGAUACGUGAGUUGGCAGAAGGUUAGGAAGUGAGGAAAAUGCCCGUUCUGUUUCCCCCUUUUUUUUGUUUUUGUUUACAUGUUGCAUAGUGAAGAGCAGUCAUGCAAGUCUCAUUGCUGUUCAUUGGCAAAUGCCAUACAGUGCCUUUAAAUUUUUAGUUUUUCCCCUCCCUGCCCCUUCACCCAGUUGGUGUUUUCCCCAGUGCGAGCCGACUGGUGUUUCUUACUUUGGGAGUUGAAUGUUGGGCUUCAUUUAACCAGUCGCAUUUCAGACUUUUACGCAAUUUUUUACUAAUUUGUACACACAACGGUUUUAAGUCAUGACAUGAAAAAUUUGAACAGAAUUCUACCUGGUGGCUGUUUUGGAGAAAACCCUUUUUAUUUCCUGAUCCUUGCCCAUUUUUUUUCUGACCGCUUUUUUAAUUUGCCCUGCCAGAUUUCAACAUGAUGGGCAAAGUUUGGAAGUCGAACCUAACCUGCUUUGUUGCAAUUGUUUGUGUUCCGGUCAUGCUGGAUACUGCUUCAACUGGCCAGCCAUUGUUUCUAACUGGAUCUUGACUGAAUGUUUUUGUUUGCACUUUUUUUUUAAUUUGCACUUGUGGAGAGGUGGCAGUCAGUAUUUGCAAUAUAUUGCAGGGGGGGAUGCAGCCAUGUUGAGUAGAGCUGCUUGCUUCCUGACGAAUGUAAGAACUUCCAAUUUGCUGUUCAACUAGUCCACCCAGACCUUGAAUAGACUCCCCAAACGCAUGCACGCGCAGACACACUUUGUCGACCUUGUUUGCCUUCCUGUUGCGGUUGGACAUGUUUGCGUAAUCUCUGUGCCAAGGACUUUUGUUCCUUGCUCUCCAGUUCUUUUGCCCAGCUGCUUUUUACAGUUUGCAAAGUCUACCUCAUUGUAAUCUGCAAAGUUUGCUGCCUACGGUUGUGGAGUUUGUUCAGAAUGGGCACAAUAAAGGUGUUUAAGCAUUAAA
This is a messenger RNA of Syngnathoides biaculeatus (alligator pipefish), 3080 nucleotides long. RefSeq names its product cytoplasmic polyadenylation element-binding protein 1-like. The transcript is spliced from 12 exons. The coding region runs from base 145 to 1881 and encodes 578 amino acids. Gene Ontology annotation, cellular component: neuron projection; synapse; nucleus. Lineage: Eukaryota; Metazoa; Chordata; Actinopteri; Syngnathiformes; Syngnathidae. Gene Ontology annotation, molecular function: ribosome binding; mRNA regulatory element binding translation repressor activity; mRNA 3'-UTR binding. The record is from RefSeq and is a predicted model, not a curated record. Gene Ontology annotation, biological process: negative regulation of cytoplasmic translation.